AUGCCGGCCCUGUACCAGAACAUGGGCCUUGGUGGUAGGAGCAGGAAGCCUGUGCCCGGGUCCAGCAUUUCCUUGGACACGUUCGACGGCGAUCUCGGGACGCGUCCAGGCUCGUUCUCGAAAACCGAGGCCGAGAUCAGCUACAGCCCGCUCUCGCCAUUGAUCCAAGGCUCGCCAUUCCCAUUUGACAACACGGAGGCGUAUUCCUCAGGAUUCAAUGGUGGCACUAAUAAUAAGUCUCGGGGUUGGUUCAGGUUCGGCAAACGACCGCCAAGGAAAGCCAACAGAUCAUGCUCGGAACGCAAACCGACGGGGUGGAAAUUGGGGACCACAAUCGCUGCUGGCCUGACGCUCAUCAUUCUCCUCGGCAACUCGUCGCUGCUUGCUGCCUUUGGUGCACAGCUUCGCCGCAAUGGGUACACGGGCAACAUUGCACCGGCCAAGUCGGGCGACUGCACUUAUAUCAAGAAGCUUGGGAUCGUCGUCCAUCUGGUCAUCAACAUCGUCAGCACGCUCCUCCUGGGCGCAAGCAACUACUGUAUGCAAACCAUCAGUGCUCCUACUCGUCGUGAUGUCGACAAGGCUCACGCACGGGGCAUCUACCUCGACAUUGGCGUGCCCAGUGUCCGGAACCUUCGGUUCAUCCAGAAGAAGCGGCUUUUCUUCUGGUUCUGUCUAGGUCUCACAUCGAUUCCUCUUCAUCUUGUGUAUAACUCCAUAUUCUUUGUCUCCACCGUUAACAAUCUCUAUCCCAUCUACAUUGCCAAUGAAGCCUUCACCACCGGGGCAUCCUGGAACAAGACAAUGUUCCAGACCGCGCCUGGGCAAGUCGACACACCGGAGAGCAUCCAGGAUCGGCUCAUGCACACCGACCAAUUCGAGAGGCUGUCCAAUGAUGAUUGCCUCAACGCCUAUGCAAAGACCUUGGUCGAGGACAGAGGAGCCGUCGUGGUGGUCGUCGAGGACCCUCGGAAUUGCAGCACCUUCGCCGACUUUCUGUACAGCUACUACUCUGACCGUUGCCAAAACGCGCAAGCAACGUCCCUCUACGCCCAGUACAAUUACGCAACUGGGUUCUUGGCCACGAUGAAGCUCACAAACUGGUACGGUUGGCUGUGCUCUCAAGACUCAUCUUACUACGACUACCAAGAAAGCUAUAAGAAACUCUCUAGGCUAUGCAGCGACGGGGCUUGGAAAGACCAGCUAUCGCCGAAUGAAUGGACUCUAGGCGGAGCCAAGGUCAAAUAUUGCCUCAGCGAAAAGAUAGCGCCCAAGUGCCACCUGCAGGUUGCACUCAGCUUGAUCGGCGUUGUCAUCGCCUUCAACGCCGUCAAGGUGAUCGUGAUAUCCAUCAUGGCGGCCAGCAAUCUCAUCAACCAAGAGCCGUUAGUGACUGUUGGAGAUGCUGCCGCGUCCUUCAUACAGCGGCCAGAGCCGACCACAAAAGGCAUGUGCUUGCUUUCGGCGCGAGAGAUCAUCAAUUCCCAUGAGGAUGAAGUGAUACCAGCCAAGGAAUAUCAACCCCAGCCAAUGAAACGGUCCGCUGCUGUGAGCUGGCGGCGCUGGAUUGUUGCAUCCCUGAUGACUCUUACAGCAUUGAUUGUUAUACUCGGACUGCUGGGAUAUGCAGUCGCAACUUUGAACUCCAACUAUGGGAAGGGAGACUUCAACAGCCUUUGGUCUCUAGGCGUCGGUGCUCUCACUCCACAUACAAUGGUAGAAUCAUGGGGCGUUCCCGGAACCGGCGAGGCUGCAGUGAUCGCAACCGUGCUCAUUACCAACAUGCCGCAGCUUCUCCUCUCAUUCCUCUACCUCAUCCUCAACGGCGUCGUCACCGCCAUGUCUGCGGCUUCUGAGUGGUCCAACUACGGGUACAAUCUUCACCGCCCCCUCAGAGUCUCCUUUCCCACGGGCGGGCAGCGCUCCACCUUCUUCCUCCAACUGCCCUAUCGGUACAGCGUUCCCAUGAUGGCGCUUUCGGUGCUGAUGCACUGGCUCAUCUCUCAGAGCUUCUUCAUCGCGCAGAUCUAUGAGAUGCGCACGUGGAGACUGACCAGCGACCAAAAGCAGACUCCUAGUACAACGCAAGACGCGGACAUCACCACCACCGCGGCAUACUCCCCGAUGGCGAUCUUCCUGACCGCGUUUGUGGUUGCGAUUGUGUUCACACUUGCCGUAGUAAUAGGCAGGCUUCGGCUCAGAGAAGGGAUGCCCUUGGCCGGGAGCUGCAGUGCGGCCAUCUCGGCCUCGUGCCAUGUGCUGGAGGGAACGUCCAUCUACGAGCCUGUGAAAUGGGGGGUUGUCGUACCACCCGAGGAGGGGAAGGACGGUGUGGGACACUGUACCUUUUCCAAUUACCAUGUUGAUUGUCUUGAGCCCGGGAAGCGAUAUGCUUAA
Clonostachys rhizophaga is the source of this 2397-nucleotide messenger RNA. The record is from the annotation of a GenBank genome assembly. Lineage: Eukaryota; Fungi; Ascomycota; Sordariomycetes; Hypocreales; Bionectriaceae.